Paramecium sonneborni is the source of this 1691-nucleotide messenger RNA. The record is from the annotation of a GenBank genome assembly. NCBI's taxonomy places the organism in Eukaryota, Ciliophora, Oligohymenophorea, Peniculida, Parameciidae.
AUGUUCAAUAUUCAAAAUUCUCCUAAUCCUAGUGAGAUAGGUUAAAGUUAAAAUUUUCAGUUGUAAGCACCCUGUUUAACACAUUAAGGCUAAAGUAUAACAAAUUUCUGUAAAUAAUCUGCCUGUUUAAUGCCUCUCUGUCCAUGGUGUAUACCUUCACAUAUGGAUUAUCAUAAAUAAAAAGGAUAAUAUGGAGAGUUAGUUACAGUAGAUUAGAUGCAUGAAGAAACAUUAGAAUUGAUAAAUACUUAAUUAACAAAUUUGAAUUAAGCUAUAUAGUUAUUAUAGUAAUUCAAAGAUUCAAAAACAGAUGCGCAUGGAUAAUUACAUACAAAGCUUAGCAAUGCAAAAUAAAGGGUUUAACAAAUAGUAGAUUAAUUUUUUGAAGAAUUGCUAAACGAAUUGGAUUAAGUCACAAAGACAGAUAGAACAAAUUUAGAUGUUGAAUUAUAAUAAAUGGAAAGAUCGUUAAAUUUAAAAAUUCAAGAAUUUUAAGGGAUUGAUUAAAAAUUAAAGACCUCAUAGUAUUUAAAAUAAAUUAUCCAAUUAUAAACAACUAACUUCCUUUAAUAAGCUUAAUAAUAACGAAUAGAAUGUGAAGCAUUUAUUGAAGAAGUUUCAAAACAUACAUUAGAUAUUUAAAUAGAUGAAUAAGAAUUAUACUUUUUGAGGAUUCAAUUAGGAUAGUAUGCAUCAAUAAAAAAUGCAGAAUAUUAUAAAAAUUAAUAAAUUUAACCUUCUUCUUCAAUACCUAAAAGUACAACAUACAACCAUCCUUAUUUAACAAGUGAAAUUUAAUCAGCAAAAGUAGAACAAUCACCAUAAAAAAGAUUGGUAUAGCAAUGUAAAAAAUAAUAUUAAGUAAUUUAGUUUAGUAAGUUGGAAUAUCUAAUUUUACAAUAAAUUUACCAGACUUUUAUGAUUCUCUUUGUAGUUAAAAAUACUUACAUUAUUUUACUGAUAAAUCUAUAUUUUUUUAAAAUUUGGAAUGGGUUUAGAAUCCAAGAUGGUAAGAAAUCAGAUUGAAUUGUUAAGUACCAUUAAAAAGUUCUACUGCACGUUCAUAAUAAGGAAAUAUCUUUGUAAUAGGAGGUUACAUAGGAAAUUAGUAAAGUCCAUAAAUAUUUCAAUUAGAUUUGAAAUAAUAAACUCUAAUAUAAACAGAUAAAUUAUAAUAACCUCGACAUUCUUCAGCUGCAAUAUUCUUUUAAAAUAAGUUAUAUGUUCUUGGAGGGUAAAAUCAAAGUCAAGAUUUAAAUACUAUAGAGAGUAUAGAAUUUGCAUUAAAUAAAUCAAGAACUGAAAUUGAAACUAGAGUUAAUUUACCAAGAAUGAAUUAUGGAGGUGUUAAUUUAUCAGUUUGCACUUUUCGAUAAUAUAUUAUUAAAGCAACUCCAUUAGAAUUAUUUGAUACUAAAUUAUUGAAAUGGACAUAACUAAAUAUUAAUAUAAAUAGGGGAGUUGGAAUGGUAGCUAUAAAUAAUUCAAAUGUAUUAAUAUUUGGAAAUGGACAAUAUUAACUUUUAAAAAUGGUUGAUUAACAAAAUUUAUCUUUUACGACAGAGAAUUUAUAAAAUCCUCCUUAGAUUGGUCAAAUAUAGAAUGGUAGUUUGAUUCAUUAAGGCAAGAUUUAUGCUAUAACAAAUAGCUGUAAUUUCAUUAUUGGAACACCCGAAAAGUGGACAUUAUGA